Jaculus jaculus (lesser Egyptian jerboa) is the source of this 1189-nucleotide messenger RNA. RefSeq names its product zinc finger protein 426-like. The coding region runs from base 218 to 1189 and encodes 323 amino acids. The record is from RefSeq and is a predicted model, not a curated record. Gene Ontology annotation, biological process: negative regulation of transcription by RNA polymerase II. The transcript is spliced from 2 exons. Lineage: Eukaryota; Metazoa; Chordata; Mammalia; Rodentia; Dipodidae. Gene Ontology annotation, molecular function: DNA-binding transcription repressor activity, RNA polymerase II-specific.
GAGACCCGGAUCCUCUGCCGGCGACCUCGUGAAGUCAGGUGAGGACUGCCAUCGUCCCUGGCCCCAGAGGGCGAGUGGAGGCCCGAGGCGCAGGAGUAAAGCGACCCCAAGGAGGAGUUGCCCUGGGAAAGAGGAGACGAAUGGGAAAUGCAUUGAAAACCACUGGCUUAGCAGAGCACAGGAUUUAUUGAGGGCAUACAUUUCCUAUGAGAUACAAAUGAACUUGGUGACCUUUGAGGAUAUGGUUGUGGACUUCACUCAGGAAGAGUGGACUUUACUGGACUCAACCCAGAGAAACCUCUAUAGAGAUGUGAUGUUGGAGAACUACCAGAACCUGGCAACAUUAGGAUGUAAAAUACACCUUAAAGCAAAAGGAACAGCACUUCAGAAGGAUACUUUCUGGUCAAAUAUAUCAAAUUUACCGCAGUUGUCAGGAAGCCACAAUAGAGAGGAACUUUGUAUCUCUAAGAAAGUUGGAAACGUCUUCAGUGAAUACCCAUGCUUUCAGACACACAUGAGUACUCUAAAUACAGAAAACACAUCUGAGAAUAAUUUGUAUAGAAAAGACUUACUUCCUUUGCUCAGGAAAACCUCUACUGAAGAGGAACUUUCUUUGUUGAUUCAACAUGAAGAAGUCUCGGCUCUGAGUUCAACAGAUGUUUACCAGAGAACAUGCAUUCAAGACCAAUCCUUUGAACAAAAUGAUGGUGGAAAACCCUUUGUUAAUCAGUCACAUCUUCAGGCACAUAACAAAGCUGACAAUAGAGAAAAUCCCUAUGAAUGGGACCAAUGUGAAAAAGCUUUAAUUCAACCUACAAGUUGUUCUACUUAUGUCCAAACAUAUCCUAUAAAAGAAACCUAUGGAUUUAGAGAUUUCGUUAGAAAUCCUUUCUACCUGAAUAAUGAUAUGGGAACUCACAUGUUGGAGAAACCCCAUGAAUGUAAGGAAUGUGGAAAAGCCUUCACUACAAACUCAGGCCUUACUACACAUAUACGAAGCCACAGUAGACGGAAGGCCUAUGAGUGUAAAGAGUGUGGAAAAGUAUUUGGUAAAUCUUCAGGCCUUAUUGAGCAUAUGAGAAGUCAUACAGGAGAGAAGCCCUUUGAAUGUAACCAAUGUGGGAAGGCCUUUGCUUCUUCGUCAUAUCUAAUUGCACAUUUGAGAACACACACUGGAGAGAAUAUCUAA